ACGAGUUUACGAAAGGCUUGUGUGGCCUGGAAAAUGAAGAGACCAAUGCAGCGCUUUGGAUGGAAGCGAACGACUGCUCGAGGCGCUAAGCUAAACGGACUCUUCCCCAGCAGUGAUAGCAAAUUGAACCCGGAUGGAGCCUACGCAGCAUAUUCGCUACUCAAUGCUGAUGCGCCAGCGCCAAGCAGUGCCAUAUCAAUGGUGACACCUCCGCUGGGCCAUAUUGCGCACUCUUGCGUUGUCAAUUUCUACGCAUAUGUUGCCAACGAUUUAUCAUCGGUUCUCACUUUCGGAGUACUGGCCACAUCAGGACCUGGUAAUCUUUCUAGAGACGUCUUUGAGCUUGCCCAGCUGCGUGGUAACUCGAACAAAAGCCGAUGGACAGAGCUCAGCGUAAAGAUCGGCAACUGGCAUGCAGGAUCUAGGCUUUUUUACCGCGCAAGCAGUGUGGGUGUGUGUGUCGACCGCCCGAAGUACAUCAACUGCCAUCCAGACACACAAAGCGAAGGAUCUGUAUUGACAGAACAGGUGAGCUGUGAUUUUUCGAACCCCAAGAGCUGUGGCUGGUUCCCAGAGCGUCAAGCCGCCGAUAUUGAGUGGGUCCUGUACACUGGCGGAAACGGCAUGCCUCGACCUAUGUGGCAACCCCCUUUUUCGAUAGCACCAAACGGUUCAUUCCUGGUGGCGCGAAGCAAGUUCCCUGUGACAAAGAAGGCUCACCUUGUUUCAAUCAGCAUUAGUCCCACACCAGAAAGUGGCAGAUGCUUCACCUUUUGGUACAACAUGUGGCAUCCGAACAGCGGAGAGCUAAACCUACUUCAACGUGCACACACUAAUUCAACCAGCUUGAUCUGGCGUCGCGUUGGACCGCAGGGCAAGGAGUGGCGCCUUGGUGUUGUUCAACUGUACAGUGAUGAGCCGCACCAGCUGGUCAUAGAGGCUGUCCUGAAACCGAACAUACCUGGCGUAGUGGCCAUUGAUCUUUUCACCCUCAAGGAUGGUCCAUGUGACACCAACAAAGUGUGCACCUUCGAGUCUGGCAGGUGUGGUUGGCAGUUUCAUAACUGGGAACUGACAAAAAGCAACACUGUCGCAUUACCUCUCGUAGACCGCAGCACUCUAACACCUUCAGGUAGUUUUGCCUUGGUAAAGUCUCCAGGAGGGCGCAUGGUAAGCCCCCAGGGCUGGUUCGAUACGACACAAAACAAGUGUCUUCGCUUCUGGUUCUUCCUCACCGGCACCGGGUCUGAGACUCUUAACGUAAGCCGGGUACUAAACAAUAACCACGAGGAGUCCCUGUGGUUUCAAACAGCAAAGGACACGCCAUUGAAGCUCUGGUAUUCUGCGGCGGUCAACCUUAGUGGACAUCAAGGAGAUGUUUUCACCGUGUUCGACGGGGAAACUUCCGGUGACCCCAGCACUGCCGUAGCCGUCGACGACAUUGCACUUGGAGACACGCCUUGUGCUACAGCAGGCAGCUGUUCCUUCGAGGAAGACAUGUGCAACUGGUACAACAGCAGAGGCCUUGCCUACGCGCAGUGGUACCGACACAAAGGCUACACCGUGUCCCGGCUGAGCAGGUUGGAGAAAGACCACACACUGGGCACUAAAGAUGGAUACUACAUGCUUCUGGACGCCGAGGACCAAGCCGCAGUACAGCUUGGCGUCUUGCAGAGCCAGGUUCUUGCCCUAGGUCCCAUAGCAUGUUUCCAGCUUUAUUACUACAUGGAAAAGGAAAAAGCCUGGCUGAACGUCACUUUCGUUGAAGGAUCUGGGUCUCUCUCUGGCAAACACACUACAGUUCGUUCGACGAGUUCUCUCAAGUGGACAUUGCUCUCUGUGCAGUGGGACGAUCUGCCUGAUACGUUUUGGGUUGUGAUCACAGCGACGGCUGGCAAAUUUGUUGGUAACGUUGCCAUAGAUGACAUUUAUGUGCGCUCUGGCAAGUGUGAAACUGCAUCAGAAGCCACCACAAGUUCCGCAGCAUCGUCAGAUGUUCCUCAGCAGGCAUCCACAGAGCAAACUAUGAGCCCACCAAACACAGAAGAAUCAACCAUUCUAACAAAGAUGUCACUGAAAAAGGUGUGACAAAACCAGGAACCCCACUCACAACGAACCCAUCACCAGAAUGUCCUCGUGGCGAAUUCAGCUGCCGAGAUGGUGCAACCUGCAUUCCAGCUUUGCUAAGAUGUGAUGGCAUUUCUGAUUGCCCUAACGGACUGGACGAAAUA
Molecule: messenger RNA, 2231 nt
Organism: Rhipicephalus microplus (southern cattle tick)
Lineage: Eukaryota; Metazoa; Arthropoda; Arachnida; Ixodida; Ixodidae
Product: MAM and LDL-receptor class A domain-containing protein 1-like
Cellular component (GO): membrane
Molecular function (GO): protein binding
Source: RefSeq, a predicted model, not a curated record